AUGACCGCGUCAGCGGUGUCGUCGACGUACGCGACGACGGUCGCGCCGUUAAUGUCUACUAACGCCACCGCUACUAACGCUACCGCCGCCGCCGCUGCCUCCGCCGGCUUCACUAUUACUCGUGCCGCCGUUGCUGCCGCCGCUGCCGCUGUUACCGUCGCUGCGUUCUGUACUACUACCGUUGCUGCUGCCGAAUCGACUGCUACCUCAUCCGACAUUAUUAUYGCCGACACCACUACGACUACCGAUAAUAUUUUUACUCCUACCAUUAUUACUAAUUCUAAUACUACUACUACUAUUAAUAAUAAUAAUACUUCUGGUGAUACUACCAAUCAUACUGUCGCCACUACCAAUACUACUGAUACCAAAACCAUAAUUGCGUUUACCGUUGUUGCAACGACUGUUAUUACCACUACGGCGGUGGCGGCGACAACGACUCGGUGGUCAGCCGCGUUACGCCACCAUCUACACUGA
Diuraphis noxia (Russian wheat aphid) is the source of this 474-nucleotide messenger RNA. RefSeq names its product antifreeze protein Maxi-like. The record is from RefSeq and is a predicted model, not a curated record. Lineage: Eukaryota; Metazoa; Arthropoda; Insecta; Hemiptera; Aphididae.